AUGGAGCUUGAUCCUCGUAUAAAGGUUUUCAAGCUGGAGUUCCCGCUCAACACAUCAGCGACAGGGCUCAAACCACAGCGCACAUACCAUGGGCGCAUAGAGGUCUCGGUGCGAGAGCCGAUAGCAGUGCGCCAGCUGCGCCUGAUGUUUGAAGGCUGGGAGCGCAUAGAUUUUGGCGCCAAGCUGGGUGCCUCACGCAAGCAAAUCUUCCGGACAUCGGUAGACCUCCUGCGCACACCUGACGCCAUCGACUCGAUCUCUGGCACACACAUCUUCGACUUUACUUGCACCAUGCCCAACAUCAACUUCCCUGUGGCCAUGCGCGCGUCGAUCUGCGAAGUGUCGUAUACAAUGAGCGGGUCGCUUGUCGGGUAUGCCCCGCACACCCCGUACGAGGCGGUGACACAGUGCGCGAAUAACAUCAUGCCGCUGGCAUUCGAUUCGGUGUCAGUGCAACUGGCGCCCAAGGUACUGCCGUCAGGAGUCGGCUGGCUGAAGCCCCUGGUGAUGCGCGACGGUGUGAUGCUGGCGGAGCCCGUGAAGCGCAUUUUCAGGCGUGCAGCAGCACAGACAGCCAUGAAUAUUUGCGAGAAGGCAAUUCUAGUUGACAUCGAUGCGACGAUGCUGCAGAAGGACCGUGUGCUGACAUUCAUUCGCGCAGCCGUGAUCGAACAGGUGUCACUGAAGACGCAUGCGUCGGGCGCGCAGACCGUCGAGCCCAUCAAGGGGUUCCUGGCCACGGCCCGGUACGAACAGGGGUCGGCAGUGGUCUUGGCCGAACGCACACUCAACCGCAAGGACUGGGGCAGCUCUGACCAGCCAUUGCGGGGCCUCAAUGGUGUCCAGAAUCUGCGCAUCCGUGUGCCGCGCCGCGAUGUGUGCACGGCUGAAGGCUGCUAUCUGCAGUUCAGCCAUGUGCUGCGUAUUACCUUUGGCUUGACAUCUCGGCCGGUCAGCGGCGGAUUCGACACAAAGUACGCCAGCAAGGACGUGCCGCUACGUUUGGUUACCUCAAAGUUCGGCGAUGUCGGACAUGCGUCGCAGGUCGAAAUCAAUAACCGUCUGUCGGCACUCUCAACCGAAAGCGACGGCAGCGCAGUCAACGAGGCAUACGGGUACCUGCUCAGCGAGAACUCGCGAGCAACAAGACCCAAAUCCCUCGAACAUUACGCUGGCCAGAAGGACACCCCAGCACCAGUACUCACGCCUGUAUCGAUGUCGCCACCGAGCUGCCCAUACACGCCUGUGCAGCGACCCGUGUCCAGCCACCAGCCAGCCUCGCCGCUAUCACCACAGGCAGAGUCGUUCGGUGAUAGCAGGGACCCGCGACCACGCCAGUCGACCAUUGCUGAGGUUGUCACGGCCGCCUGGGCUGACGACAGUAUGCCGGCUCUGCCUGCGCAAUCAGUGCCUGCAUCACCUGUGGGCACGCCUACGCAUAAGGAGUCCCAGUCGUCGCCUUCAGACACGGUGUCGCCAAAGCUGGUGCGUCCUGUCAGCAUUGAAAAGUGCAUUUCAACGACGCCCAGUCUAGACGACGGGCUGCGGAUCCACGCUACAACCGACAGCAACGCAUCCACGGAGUGCAUGUCAACCAGGGACGCAAUCGUAUAUACCAGCGACUCGCUCACCAGCAAGCACCUGUCGGCCAGCUCCAGCAUGGACUUUGAAGGGUCAGAGUCGUCGGCAGCGACCAAGGGCCGGAACAGCCCUGCCGAGGAUCCGGCUCUGUCAGAAUUCCGCGACCCGUCAGUCACUGGCACAUUCCAGUCCGCGCUGUCAUCGCCCAGCAGCAGAGACUACGAGGAGUCACAGAUGUCGGUGGCUGAGAAGCGCGGGUCAGCACAGAGCGAGGGCGAGACCAUCGUGUGCACACCCGAGGGCCUUUGUGGCCACAAGUUUGACGAGAUCACCUCCAGGCGGUACAGCACAUCGCCAGAGCUCGCAAUCAAGAAGCUCGAGCUCCUGUCGCUGCCCGAGCUCGAGCCGCUGGAUUUCGGCCGUAGCCUGGAUUUAGCAUCCACACAUGGCGAUGCUAGCAACUUCAGCUUCUAA
Messenger RNA from Linderina pennispora, 2055 nucleotides. RefSeq lists its product as uncharacterized. The transcript has 4 exons. Lineage: Eukaryota; Fungi; Kickxellomycota; Kickxellomycetes; Kickxellales; Kickxellaceae. The coding region runs from base 1 to 2055 and encodes 684 amino acids. The record is from RefSeq and is a predicted model, not a curated record.